Molecule: messenger RNA, 2472 nt
Organism: Ustilaginoidea virens
Lineage: Eukaryota; Fungi; Ascomycota; Sordariomycetes; Hypocreales; Clavicipitaceae
Exons: 3
Coding region: 1-2472 (823 amino acids)
Biological process (GO): polynucleotide 5' dephosphorylation; 7-methylguanosine mRNA capping
Cellular component (GO): mRNA capping enzyme complex
Molecular function (GO): polynucleotide 5'-phosphatase activity
Source: RefSeq, a predicted model, not a curated record
AUGGACCUUCGCUCGGUUCUCAACACAUCGGAUAACGGCGAUCGCAGGCCGUCCAAAGCUCCGCCCACUCCUCAGCAGCAACCUCAAUCCAGGCCGUCGCAAAGUCCCGCUCCAUACGGCUACCGGGAAUAUGCACAAGCACCACCUCAUCCAUCUCCAGGCAAACCGGUAGGCCAAGAAUAUCCUGUCCAUGUUCAACAACAGCAACAGCAUCAGCCACCUAACCCGUAUCUCCCUUCGCCGUACCAGAAUGCCGGUCCGCAACAUGCAGCGCGUCCUUCGCAGGUUCAUCUUCCUCACCAUCCCGGAUCGUUUCAUGACCCACGGUCUCCUGGAGGAAUGCCUGCGCCAGCGCAGUCGCCCUACCGACUUGCACCUACCCCAAACCACAACCCUGAUGGUUCCUCAGGACACCCGUUUCCUCCGACUCAGGCUUCCCAAAUUAUGACGAGCCCACAUCAACGGCAUCAGCAUACCCCUGUAUAUUACGCUCAACAACCGCAAAAUCCGGAUGCGUAUCCGCAAAGGGAGGCUUCUCUUCCGCCGGGCAAUUAUGUCCAGCAACACCAACUCCAAGUCCCACAAACACCCCCGAUCAGCACUGCUACCGGUCCGUCGCAACAGUAUUUGCAUCAACGGUCUCAGUCUACACAAUCAACACCGACGCCCAACUCGACGCACAGCCAGCACCAAUUCGGUCCGCCGCAUGCCCACGGCAGCCCUGUUCAACCAACACGUGCGAAUUCUGAACACCGUCACCCUUCACAACCUCCCACUCCACUCGGUCCACCUCAAUCAACUGCUACCCGCCCACAUCCUGGACAACUGACGAGCUUGUCACAGCUUCCCAGUUCAUAUCAGCAAAGGAUGGCGUCUGUCAGCAACGGUCAGCCGCCACAAUCACCAGCGCAAGCAAAUGCGUCUCUCCGUCGAGUAUCGGGACCAACACAUAGGGAGUUGCCCGCCGGCCAGGCUCACCAACGAUCCAGAUCGCUUCAAUCGCGCGAACAAAGUCCCUCUGUCAGCCCCCGCACUCGAGUUACUUCGAUUGCUAGUAGCUCUGACCGAGUAAUGGUAUCCCCGGUCGACAAUGACAAAAAAGCACCUGCUCCUAAUUUCCCUUUUGAAGUCGACCGCGUGGUAACACCAGCCAAACGCAAGCUGGGCGACCGCUAUCUGAGCCCUAAAGAGCUGGAACAUAAAGAACCACGGCCACCACCUGGCGACGUCAAUGGCAGUGACGGUACCAAUGCAAAAUCGUCAUCGUCAUCGUCUUCCGCUUCUGCGUCGAAGAAGAAGCGUGUCUGCCGUUCACAACCCCCGAUUUGGGCUCAGGAUGCUGCUAUACUUGGCAUUAAAAUGCCAAAUCAAGCGAAUUUUGUUCUUCAGAAAAGGGCACAUUCGCACCUCAACGGCAGGAUGGAGAGCACCGGCAACUGUGGUAAAACGGAUCAGCCAAGCCGGCAUGCCUCGCCAGACGUCUUUAGGGCGUCCACGUCGGCAACAGCCAAACCGGCUUCUCUUCCGACUGCAGAGCCUGGGCCGCAAAGCAUUCUGGGACCAUGGGAGGCCAGCAUCACCGGUAUCAAACCAUAUGAGGAGAUGUCGAAGACGGUGGCCGACUUUAUUUUUAUUCACGUGGUUAACAACCCGGAUAUCAAGGAGAUCAUGAGCCGAGGUGUUCAGUUUGAAAUUGAAGCGAAGCUUGGCACCUUGAUUGAUAAAGACACAAAUUACAGAGUGGACAGGCUGCUAGACACGGAGUGCGUUCUUCAUGAUAAUGGCCGAGUUGCCUUCAGAAGUAGCAUGACAGAGGCACAUCACAAAGCAUUCAACGACUUUCUAAACCAGGUAGUGAUUCAGACGGACCCUCGAGCGCCUAAUGGCGCAGGUCGAGUUCAAGUACAUUAUAAGCACAGACGUGAAAUCGAUCGAUACUUUGAGCUCACACCGGAACUGCAGAGCCGACUUCCUGGGUGCGUGCGAUCAAGGCUGGGCUCUCGGGUCAGAAACGUGAAGGCCCGAGUGACAUAUGACCAAAAAACUGGGCAGGUUCUCAACAAGAUUGUCAAAGCAAGGGUGGCAGAUAUCGACAUACACAUGCCAACGAAUCCCAUGGAUUGCCGAUUAAGCAUCAACCUAGAAAUGGAUUGGGAUGGGCCAUCAGAGGAGCUGGAACAACUUGGACCCCCCCAAUUUGAUAAAUCAGGAGACAGACAAAAAGAUCGGCUGAGUUACACGCAGGGGCAUUACCAAAUCGAUCUGACUCAAGUGACUUUGUCGAAUGCAGGUCCUGGAAACACACAAAGAACUGACAAGGAACACGAGCUCGAGAUUGAACUAGCCUCCCCCAUUGUACUUGAUCAAGGUGCCAAGGCAAUGAGUGGAGCGCCUCACAGAUACCAGGAGCUGAUUGAAGGCUUCCUGGACAAUGUACGAGUGCUGGCGCGAAAAGCAAGGGAAUUCGGGUGA